Messenger RNA from Staurois parvus, 861 nucleotides. The record is from the annotation of a GenBank genome assembly. NCBI's taxonomy places the organism in Eukaryota, Metazoa, Chordata, Amphibia, Anura, Ranidae.
AGACCCACCGACCUGUCAGAGCUCCUGAAAGAGGGCACCAAGGAAUCUCACGAGAAGGCUGAAAAUACCAAGUUUGUGAAGGACUUUCUGAAGGGGCGGAUCAAGAGGGAACUGUUUAAGCUGGCCACCGCCGCGCUCUUCUAUACAUACUCCGCUCUGGAGGAGGAACUAGACCGGAAUAAAGAACACCCAGCCAUCGCCCCGCUAUAUUUCCCACAGGAGCUUCACCGGGCUGAGGCUCUGAAGAAGGAUCUUCUCUAUUUUUAUGGAGACAACUGGGAAGAGGCCAUUCAGUGCUCGGAUGCUACUAAAGCCUAUGUUGAGCAGAUCCAUCAUCUGGGUCUUCACCAACCGGAGCUUCUGGUGGCUCAUGCCUACACCCGCUACAUGGGGGACCUGUCAGGAGGACAGAUCUUGAAGAAGGUGGCUCAGAGAGCUCUGCAUCUCCCCAGUGAUGGGCAGGGUGUCCAGUUCUACAUGUUUGAUAAUGUCACUAAUGCCCAGCAGUUCAAGCAGCUGUAUAGGGCCCGACUGAACACACUGGACCUGGAGAGUGAGGCCAAGGAGAGCAUCGUAGAGGAGGCUAACCGUGCCUUCCGGUUCAAUAUGGAAGUGUUUGAUGAGCUGGAUAAAAUAGGAGCUACAAUUCCCGAUGAGCCUCAGGGUGCUGGUCUCCCAUUGCAUGAGGGGAAGGGAGAUAUCCGCAAGUGCCCCUAUUAUGCUGCUAAAGAAGCAGCCACCGGAGCAUCGGGCUGUCCAUUUCACACUGCGCUGGCCCUCGCAAGUCGCCCUGAAGUCAAAGCCAUUUUAGCUGCCUUUGCUGUCGCCAUCGCUGCCACCGUCGCUUGGUACUUGAUGUGA